AUCAUAUUAUUUUCGUAAUUAUUAAUAUCAUAUUUCUUUUCGUAGUUUUAUAAUUUGACCGAACACUUUGAUAUAUAGAUUUAAUUAUAUUAUUAUGAACAUAGAAGAUAAUGAUAUAGCAAAUCCAGAUUUAGGAUUUAUUUAGAAUAUAAAGGACGAAAUAGAUAAAGUUCAAUGCUACUAACGUAUAUUUUUUAUAUAUUAGGUCUUGAAAAUUGAUUGAAUAUUGAGACAUACUUAUUUUUUAUCUAUUCUCGCAACUUGAUCGUAACGAGAACGGUCGAGAACGUAAUCACUGUAGUUCAAACGUUUACUAAAUUGUAUAGUCAGUUUGAUUCUCUUCUACGGUUCUAGGAUACGUAACUUUCUAACUACUUGAUAGCUUCAAAUCGAUUACAUACAUUAAGAAUGUAUCACGCGGGAAUCAGGAAAAUCGCCGAAUGUAAUUUUAUAAAAUUGCAAACGAGUAGCCACAAGUUGGCGCAGUUGAAAAACUGUUACUGCUGACUAUUCGUUGGUACGAUAGAUACCAAUUUGCUCGGAAUUGCUGCUAUUUUUAUAGGACAAUGACAGAACAAGUAGAGCUCUAUAGAAAUUAUGCUCGUUUCGUUAAGCGUUUGGUUCUUCUUGCUGGAAUAUGGCCGACGACAAGAAAAGAAAGUUCUUAUUUCUAUCGGCAGUUACCAAUUUUAGCCGUAUCAUCGGGUGUUAUUAUGUUUCUCGGUGUAUUGCGAUUCUGUCAAGAUAAUAUCGGAAAUUUGGGCUUAUUCACAAAAGGUCUAAGCCUCGUAGGAAGUUUCUCUUUGAUAUCAUUGAAGGCUCUGAUGUUUUUUAUAUAUCGAAAGCAGCUUAGUGAACUGAACGGUAUCCUUGAUCCAAUGUUCGAGAAAACACUUGAAAAUCCACGACUGAGACCUAUACUUUUGUCGCUAUUGAAUCUCUUUCGUUACUUCACUUAUAUUUUUUACGUUUUAAUUACUAGUACCUUGCUAUUAUAUAUCUGUACUCCGCUUAUAUUCAUAGGAUACGAAGCAAUCAAGGAUAUACGUCCUAGACGAUACGGUCUUCCAUUUCCAACGAGUUUUCCAUGGAUCGAUGGGACUCCUGGAAUAUAUUAUCACAUAGAAUAUCUUUUCGAAAUACAAUUUGGUUGGUUCGCCAUAUUUGUAACAAGCAGUGUUGAUUCUUUAUUUGGAUUCUAUAUCUUUCAAAUAGUCGGACUUUUUCGAGCCUUAUCUUACGAAUGCGAAUAUUUCGCGCAAUCGGCUGAGGAAUUACGCGAUAUUCUUCAUAAUUGCAUUAAAAAACACAUUGAACUUUUACACUGUCGCAAUAUUAUUCAAAAUGUUUACGGACCGAUCGUAUUCAAUUUGGUCUUGACCAGUGCAACGGUCUUAUGUGCACUAUCGUUCCAAGUAUUUAAGGUAAAAUCAAUUUAUGCAAUAAUAUUUCUCUUAAUAAGAACAGAAAUGACAGUGUCAAAAACUCUUUUAUUCGUUGUUUAUGGUGUAAUGAAAGGAAUACAAACUUUUAUGUAUGCUUGGUAUGGAAGCAUCAUUAUAUCCGAGGGUGAAAAUUUUCGCAGAAAGAUAUAUUGUUGCAAAUGGUAUGCAUAUGGUAAUUUAUCUAUUAUGAAAAAGAUUCUUUUUAUAUUAACACAAAAACCAAUGAUUAUCAAUACGUCAAUGUCGUAUUAUUUUUUAUUACAAACAUUCGAAGAAAUGAAUCACGUUACAUCGCUGAUCUUUUUUCUUUCGAAAAUGACAGAACAAUUGUCUAUAUAUCGUCAAUAUGCGUCUUUCAUAAAACGUAUACUUUUCUGCGCCGGUUUAUGGCCUGUAGAAAAUAAAGAGAGCUCAUAUUUCUAUCGGCAUUUACCUAUUUUGAUCGUAUUAUCUGGAAUCUUUAUGUUUUUCGGUACAUUGAAAUUUUGUCUAGAAAAUUUUGAUAAUAUUAAAGUAUUAACGAAAGGGCUCAGUCCUUUAGGAAGCUUUCUCAUAGUAGCUGUGAAGGCACUGAUGUUCUUUUUAUAUCGAGAACAAUUACGCGAACUGAAUCUGAAUCUCGAAUUAAUGUUCGAAGAAGUACUUGAAAAAGUAUGUUAUCAACCUGUCGUAUUUUCGUGGCUCAAUUUUUUUCAACGUCCUGCAUAUAUUUUUUACUAUUUGACAAUAAUCACAAUAAUUUUGCUUACGUGUACACCUUUUUUAUUGAUCGGUUAUCAAGUUAUCAAGGACAUAAAUCCCAAACAUUACGUUCUUCCUUAUCCUUCCAUUUUCCCAUGGAUCGAUGGUAGUCUCGAUAUACGAUAUCAAGUACAGUUUCUCUUCGAAAUUCAAAUGGGUUGGUUCAUCGUGUUUGUGACCAGUGGAGUUGAUUCAGCCUAUGGUUUUUAUAUAUUUCAAAUGAUCGGAAUACUACGUGCAAUGUCUUUGGAAUGUGAAAAGCUUGGAAAACCGUCUAAAGAGCACGAUAUUAUUUUACGUAAUUGCAUAAGGAAGCAGAUUCUACUUUUCCGUUGUCGCGACAUAAUUCAGAAUAUUUAUGGACCAGUAGUAUUGAACUUGAUGUUGAGUAGUGUUAUUAUAUUAUGUGCACUGAUAUUUCAGUUGUUACAGACAGAAAUAAGUAUAGCUAAAGCUGCUGUGGCUCUUCUUUAUGGGAUAGUGAAAAUGACGCAGGCGUUUUUGUAUUCUUGGUACGGAAGUAUUUUAAUUACCGAGAGCGAAGCGUUUAGACGUAGUGUUUAUUGUAGCGAAUGGUACCAAAAUGGAAACAUUGAAUUGAUGAAAGGUGUUCUUCUUAUGUUGGUACAAAAACCGAUUGUGCUAUCGGCAUGUCACUUAUUUUAUAUCUCAUUGGAUCUUUUCGUUAAGAUAUUGAAUACAUCCUUGUCAUAUUAUUUUUUGUUGCAAACUUUCGAUGAAGCUAAUGAUAAACAUUAAAUCGGCCUGAUAUGUCUUAUUUCUUAAUUUUAUAUAACAAUAAAUAGUAUAAGCAUUAUAUACGCGCACAUGAUUUGUAACAAUAUCACAAUGUGUACGUUAUGUAUAAUAUAUGAUAUAAAAAGUUAAAGCACACGCGAUUAUGAUUUUGUAUUGUUUUGUAGUAUUUGUAUUAGUAUUUGUAUAAUAUUCACUUUGUA
Messenger RNA from Vespa velutina, 3145 nucleotides. RefSeq lists its product as uncharacterized. Gene Ontology annotation, biological process: sensory perception of smell; detection of chemical stimulus involved in sensory perception of smell. The record is from RefSeq and is a predicted model, not a curated record. NCBI's taxonomy places the organism in Eukaryota, Metazoa, Arthropoda, Insecta, Hymenoptera, Vespidae. Bases 567 to 2945 code for a protein of 792 amino acids. The transcript is spliced from 10 exons. Gene Ontology annotation, cellular component: plasma membrane. Gene Ontology annotation, molecular function: odorant binding; olfactory receptor activity.